CGCGGCCGGUGUUGACACUUCCGGGUGGGACUGAAGUGAGGCGGCGGGGCAGGGGCUGGCAGCUCCGGCGACAACCAUGGCGUAUACGGGCCUCACGGUGCCUCUUAUCGUGAUGAGCGUGUUCUGGGGCUUCGUCGGCUUUCUGGUGCCCUGGUUCAUCCCUAAGGGUCCCAACCGGGGAGUUAUCAUCACUAUGUUGGUGACCUGUUCAGUUUGCUGCUAUCUCUUUUGGCUGAUUGCGAUUCUGGCCCAACUCAACCCUCUCUUUGGACCACAGUUGAAAAAUGAAACCAUCUGGUACCUCAAGUAUCAUUGGCCUUGAGGAAGAAGACCUGCUCGCCAGUGCUCAGUCGUUGAGGUCACGAAGACAGUGCCUCUAGAUGCAAAAUCACCUCCAUACCCAGACCACCUUCCUCGACUCGCCCCUUUCGGCCGUCCGCUGCCUUAAACGUUCACACCACACUUGAAUAUCUUAGUCUACAACGCAGUAUUUUUUCCUAUCACCUUUUUUUACACUUUGAUGAAUGACGUGCCUAUUUAACCUAAACUGUGCUGCCUCCGCAAAAUGUUUCUGUCCUCUUCUGAGACGGAAAGUGCUGUUCUUCUGGGAAGCACGUUACUCUCUCCUUGGAACCUGUGGAUUUGAAGAUGGCUCGUGCAGCUCACGACACGGGAAUCAGCAAAGUGUUUAAAAACUGUCACAGGACAACAGGACCCCAGUGGGGCAGUCAGUGGGAAAACAUGUUCAGAGGGGAAAAUCUGUCUCAGCAGACUUAUACCAAAGUAUAUUUUCAGGGUGAAUUUCUUAUUUCUGCCAUCUCUUGGAAUAAAUUAUUUUUCUGCUUUCUAUGGAAA
Camelus dromedarius (Arabian camel) is the source of this 855-nucleotide messenger RNA. It is a transcript of the gene ATP6V0E1, whose product is annotated as ATPase H+ transporting V0 subunit e1. Gene Ontology annotation, molecular function: proton-transporting ATPase activity, rotational mechanism. The coding region runs from base 77 to 322 and encodes 81 amino acids. The record is from RefSeq and is a predicted model, not a curated record. Lineage: Eukaryota; Metazoa; Chordata; Mammalia; Artiodactyla; Camelidae. Gene Ontology annotation, biological process: proton transmembrane transport. Gene Ontology annotation, cellular component: proton-transporting V-type ATPase, V0 domain. The transcript is spliced from 4 exons.